UAACCCGUGAUGAACACAGGCAGGACCCUAAUACUCCUGUGGUUAACGAAGAUCAAAUAUGGCGGAAACAGUAGAAACAGUUCAAAUCACAGUGAAAAGGAGGAAGACAGGAGAGGAAUGUACAUGUGUUAUGUCCAAAGACCUUGCAACAUUUUUGCAGGAUCCCAAAGGAGAUCCAGACACUAAAGAAUCGAUAUACAGACUUAUGUUUGAUUCCGAGUCGCCUUCGGAAUCAGCUGCAUUGCAUCCUGAAUCAGUGGCUACAAAUACACAGAACUUUGAAUCACCUGGCAUGAAUAUGCAAAAACCUGAGUCAAAUCCUGAAUCACCUACUGCAAAUGCACAAUUACCGCCUGCUAAAUCAUUGCCAAAGACAGUUCCUAUGGAAGAUGAUGAUCAAAAGGUUCACAUAUGGGGCGAAAGUGAAGAAAGGCAACUAAUUUUCCAACGAACCAUGUUUGAUGAAGCCUUUCAUAAAAACAAAAAUCAUGACACAUUAUGGAAUAAAAUUCAUGAAAACAUGAAUGCUGAAGGAAUUAAGGUUUCCAAGCUGCAAAUCCUGAAUAAAUUUAGAAAUAUGAAAAGGAAAUACAAAGAAACUAUCGACUUAAAUAAGCAAACUGGAAAUGAAAGAAUUGAAUAUAAGUACCAAAAAGAAUUCGAUGAUUUAUUUGGCAACAAACCAUCAACCAAAGCAACAGUAUCGUUUGACAGUGGUGCAAGUGUUGCAAAGCAAGAGAAAGAGAUACCGGUAACCGAUAAGAAAACAACUGAUAAAAAAUCAACUCACCCAAAGAAAAGGUCAGCAGAAAUGAUUUAUACUAAAAUGGAAACUAUGCAUAAAGAAAUGAGGGAACAGAUGCAAAGGCACCAGGAAGAAAAGCUGCAACGCUUUGAUAGACUUCUUGAUAUUUUCGAGAAAUCUGUUGAUAAAAAGUAAACUUUAAAGUGUCCCAAAAUUGUCUACAUACAUGUAUUAGGCUCAAUUUAAUUUCAGAAACCUCUGAUUA
Saccostrea cuccullata (small rock oyster) is the source of this 1010-nucleotide messenger RNA. RefSeq lists its product as uncharacterized. The transcript is spliced from 4 exons. NCBI's taxonomy places the organism in Eukaryota, Metazoa, Mollusca, Bivalvia, Ostreida, Ostreidae. The record is from RefSeq and is a predicted model, not a curated record. Bases 59 to 940 code for a protein of 293 amino acids.